AUGUCAAAGAUCGUGGACGACAUGCUCUUGCAAGCAACUAACUUUGAGGAGUUGCUCAACUGCUUGCAGGUCGUCUUCAACAUCUGCUUUGAGGAGGGCAUCACCUUCAGCAUUGACAAGCUUGAAGUUGGCAAGAGGGUGCCCUUUGCUGGGUUUAUUGUCUAUUGUCUGACGCCCGACCCCGCCAAGGUGGAGGCCAUCUCUGCCUUCCCCUCCCCUAAGAACUUGACGGGGCUCGGAUACGCGCUUAUCCAGCGGGAGAAGUCGGGGCGUCCUCAGCUCAUCCAGUGUGGGAGCUGCACGUUGUCUCCUGCCCAGCGCAACUAUGCCGUUGUCGAGCUCGAGCUCACGGCGGUGUGGUUGCAACGGCUCCGAGAAAAUUUGGCCCAGUACAAAUUCACGGUCAUGUGGACUCCCGGCAAACGCCAUUUAAUCGCCGACGCCCUAAGCCGGUACCCUGUGUUUGGUCCCUCGCACGCCCUUGACAAAGAGCUCGCCCUUUGCGCGGCCAUCUCCAUUAAUGACCCCGCCCUCCGCAUCAUUGCCUCCAACAUUGACGAGGAGUACCGCUUGCUUGCCCGCGCGCUCAAGGCCGGAGGGGGCCUCCCUCCUGAUUUGUCUGGGUACGCCGGCAUCUUUGGUGAGCUCAGGGUGGAAGGUGACCUAAUCCUUAUGGGAGAACGUCUCUUUGUGCCGCACCCAGCGCGCCCCACCAUCAUUGAGCUCCUCCAUACAUCCCACUCUGGGAUCAAUAAGACUUGCAAACUGGCAUCCCAGCUUUAUGUGUGGCCAACCCUUCGGAAUGAUGUCCGGAACCGGGUAGCUUCCUGCCCGAAGUGCGUGGCAGCACUCCCCUCGCAGGAGGCAGAACCAGUGGCCCCAGAAGGGGCCUCGUUCCCCGUGGAAGCGGUAGCCGUGGACCUGUUUGACCUCAAGGGUUCCACAUUUGUGGUGAUGGUUGACCGUUACUCGGGCUUCCCCUUCACAGCGAGGUUGUCUUCGACAUCCACAGAAGCCGUGUGGUCCACUCUUAUGGAAUGGUUCUAUCUGGUGGGGUUCCCAACCACCAUCAAGACGGACAACGGCCCACAGUUCCGCGGCCCGUUUGCGGCACUCUGCGUGGAUGCAGGAAUCAAGCACAUCACAUCCUCCCCCUACCAUCCUGCCUCCAACGGGCUGGCCGAAUCUGGAGUGAAGGCCGUCAAGACCCUACUCAAGAAGCUGGGUGGGAAUGACAAUGCCAAGUUUCGGGGUGCCCUUCUCGAGUGGCGUUGCACGCCCAGGGUGGAUGGCUUCUCACCAGCGGACGCCUUUCACGCCCGCAGAGUCCGCUCACGGCUACCCUCCGCCCGCCAGGAGAGCGUGUUUGACCGCCAAGGUUUUGCUGAUGCACGAUCGUCAUAUCGCGACCAGAUGGUGAAGAGCGCUCGGGGCCGCCCUCUGAGGCCCUUAGUGAUUGGCCAACACGUCCACAUACAAGAUGUUUCGGAAAAAUCGUGGAGCUUUGGCACAGGAACGAUUGUUGAGGCCCUCCCAAACGGCCGCUCCUACCGAGUACAAACGGAUGCCGGCGUGUUUCGCCGAAAUCGGCGGCAUUUGCGGCCCGCAUCGACUCCCACACACGCAACAUUCCCGCCCCUGGCUACCCUCUACGCGCCUCCAUCAGCACCUCCAUGCCCUCUCCGCUCGGUUCGGCUCAAAGCCAGGAGGGUCUCCUUCAGGGUUUAG
This is a messenger RNA of Tigriopus californicus, 1728 nucleotides long. RefSeq lists its product as uncharacterized. The transcript has 2 exons. Bases 1 to 1728 code for a protein of 575 amino acids. Gene Ontology annotation, biological process: DNA integration. The record is from RefSeq and is a predicted model, not a curated record. NCBI's taxonomy places the organism in Eukaryota, Metazoa, Arthropoda, Copepoda, Harpacticoida, Harpacticidae. Gene Ontology annotation, molecular function: nucleic acid binding.